AUGGCGGGACCGUCGAAUAUCCACCUUGACCCUGCGCUGCAGAAGUACUACGAUACCAAUAAGAACCGCUACAAGUAUUUCAGAUGGACGCCUCGCACCGCCUGGCUCUCGUUAUGCUACAUGGCAGUUGUCCCCGGAAUCAUUGGCUAUAUCGCCUACAAGACAGACGGAAAAUAUGAAUUCAGAGGGAAGAGGAGGGGCGACACGAUCGCGGAGUGGUGA
This is a messenger RNA of Arthroderma uncinatum, 222 nucleotides long. Its product is annotated as NADH:ubiquinone oxidoreductase 6.6kD subunit. Gene Ontology annotation, cellular component: mitochondrion. Lineage: Eukaryota; Fungi; Ascomycota; Eurotiomycetes; Onygenales; Arthrodermataceae. The transcript is spliced from 4 exons. The record is from RefSeq and is a predicted model, not a curated record. Bases 1 to 222 code for a protein of 73 amino acids.